AUUUUAUUAUAAAGAUAUAUUUUCCAAAAUACAAAAUGAUUUAACAUAUUUUUUUUGCAUGAUCUCUUCAACAAAAUAUACACAAUGGAUUACGAGCCACCCACAACCACUAACAACACAAUCAUUAACCAAUAAAAAUCCGCCACCUCAUCUUCACAUCUUAUCCAACGGAUUCCACUCCACCAUCCAUUUCUAUUUCUUCAUACUAAUUCCAUCAUCAUUCUCUCAAGCAUUUCAACAAACAGAUCGGAGGAGAUGGCUUUCACAAUCUCCACAAGCUUCUUCCAACCACUCGAAAUCUCCAAAUCCUCGCAGUUCGGAUCCAAAUUGAAGGUGAUCACCAGCAACAACAUCGUCUGUUCUGGUGCCACAGAAGACAAAAGCAAUGAAAAGGGAUCGUUAAAAGCUUGGUCAGCAGCUCUCGCUCUCUCUUCCAUCUUGGUUUCGUCGACUAUCCCGGCGCUUCCAGCCUCCGCCGACAUCUCCGGACUCACUCCAUGUAAAGAGUCCAAACAGUUCGCCAAGAGAGAGAAGCAGUCACUGAAGAAGCUUGAAAGCUCUCUCAAGCUUUACGCCCCCGAGAGUGCUCCUGCACUUGCUAUUAAGGCUACCAUGGAAAAGACCAAGCGCAGAUUUGACAACUAUGGAAAGCAAGGAUUGUUGUGUGGAUCUGAUGGGCUUCCACACUUGAUAGUGAGUGGAGAUCAAAGGCAUUGGGGAGAGUUCAUUACACCAGGGAUUCUGUUUCUGUACAUUGCUGGAUGGAUUGGGUGGGUUGGAAGGAGUUAUUUGAUUGCAAUUAGGGAUGAGAAGAAGCCUACAAUGAAAGAGAUCAUCAUCGAUGUUCCAUUGGCUUCAAGUUUGGUAUUCCGUGGGUUUAUUUGGCCAGUUGCUGCUUAUCGUGAGUUGUUGAAUGGCGAACUUAUUGACCCAUCUGUCUAACUUCUUUGCUACAACUUUAUAUGUAUCUAAUGUUAUGUAUCUUGUGUUACUUUGAUUUUUGUUAAAUUUAAAGGACAAUUUCGCAACUUGAAGUGUACAUUUUUUUUGUAUUGAUUGAAAGUUUGGAACAUUAAAUAGUAGUUUUGAGUGUCCAUAAUCGUUUGCACUUUGAAUUGAUUGAAAGUUUGGAACAUCAAAUUUAUUUAUGAAACCUUUUUUUGGAGGAAGAUUUUAAGUAAUUCAAAAUUUCUUUUAGUUUUUAGUUUAUAAAAUUAACUUGAAAAAGAACAAGAAGUUUUAAAUCCAAAA
This is a messenger RNA of Lactuca saligna, 1251 nucleotides long. The record is from the annotation of a GenBank genome assembly. NCBI's taxonomy places the organism in Eukaryota, Viridiplantae, Streptophyta, Magnoliopsida, Asterales, Asteraceae.